AUGACUGGCCAUGGCUUGUCGUCAUCCUUUGUGGAGACCGUAGCAGGAUUCACGGCGGGGAUUGCUACGACUCUUUCCCUCCAUCCACUCGACCUAGUCAAGACACGAUUGCAGGUUGAUCGAACGUCUUCCUCUCGACUUGGCAAUUCAUUGCGCAUCGCUCAUCGCGUCUUCCAAACGGAAGGCGGCUUAGCUGCUUUUUACCGAGGUCUCGCUCCGAAUCUUAUCGGCAACUCGACAAGUUGGGCCUUGUAUUUCCUAUGUUACAGUAGCUUCAAGGAUGCUAUUUGCUCAUAUCGGGAGCGAGAGGGCUGGAUGCUCACAUCCUCCGAUUACUUUCUCGCGUCGGGCACUGCAGGUGCUUUAACAUCCAUUAUCACGAAUCCAAUCUGGGUAAUUAAGACCCGCAUGUUAUCCACCGGAUCCCAGGUUCCGGGCGCUUAUCCUUCAUUUGUCUCUGGGGCAAGACAGAUUUACUGCACAGAGGGCGUACCGGGCUUCUACCGAGGUCUUGUGCCCGCCCUCUUUGGAGUUAGUCAGGGUGCUCUUCAGUUCAUGGCUUAUGAAAGAUUAAAGAUAUUUCGAUCUAGGUCGAGACACGAUGCGCCUUUGGGCGAUGUGAGUACCGGCGCAGGGCGGAAGCUUGGUAACUUCGAUUUUCUGGCUCUCUCUAGUCUAUCCAAAGUCUUCUCCGGCUGUAUCACAUACCCAUACCAAGUUGUCAGGUCGCGUUUACAGACCUAUGAUUCGCACCUAUUUUACCGCGGUGCUAUCGAUGCCGUUGUCAGGAUCUGGGCCCAAGAGGGGCUUGCGGGAUUUUACAAAGGUCUAGGUCCGAAUCUAUUCCGAGUGCUGCCGAGCACUUGGGUGACGUUUCUGGUAUACGAAAAUACAAAGGUCUAUCUGUCCAGGUUAUAG
This is a messenger RNA of Penicillium atrosanguineum, 918 nucleotides long. Its product is annotated as putative mitochondrial folate carrier protein Flx1. The record is from RefSeq and is a predicted model, not a curated record. Gene Ontology annotation, molecular function: folic acid transmembrane transporter activity; FAD transmembrane transporter activity. Gene Ontology annotation, cellular component: mitochondrion. The transcript has 3 exons. NCBI's taxonomy places the organism in Eukaryota, Fungi, Ascomycota, Eurotiomycetes, Eurotiales, Aspergillaceae. Gene Ontology annotation, biological process: folate import into mitochondrion; nucleotide transport. Bases 1 to 918 code for a protein of 305 amino acids.